CUGCAUGUUUAGUGGUAUUGAUAGUAAAGUCUAUGUGAACCGUGGACUUCUUCCACAAAUAAUAUUGCUAUUUUAUUUGUGAUAAUGGUGUUCGGUGACUGUAAUCGAUUGGUCCGUCUUGAAUUAAAAUAUGUUUGAAGAUGAUCUCGCUCUGUUCGCAAUAUACCUAGUGCUGCGAAGUUAGUUUUUAGUAUUAUAAUCUUAGGUCAGUGUCGGUAACAGGGGAAUGUUCGUAACGUGUCGUGUGUUAUAACGUUUAAUGGGAGCAACUGAGAAUAAAUAUUCUACAAAAAGUGGUUUGCCAAUGAGAAAGAGCAUGGAAAGUAAAUCGACAAACAAUCUAUUGUGUUCAAACUGUUCACAAACAUUUUCAGUUAGAGAUCCGCUACAUCCCCGUGGUUUGCGCUGCCCUCUUCUGCUGCACUGUGGUCAUUCAGCAUGUGAUAACUGCAUACGCACAUCUUUGCGUAACUCAUAUCUGGUAGUGUGCGGUAUUUGUAAACAUGAAUCAGUUGCUGCACACCAAAACGCUGAUGUAAGAUUGGAUUUCCCCUUAAACCUGUAUCUUCUUGGCGUAUUUGCUGCUCGAUACUGGGACCAGGGACCCGAGGAUUCAAAGGUUAAAUUCGUUCCUUCGGCUGCAACCUCAUCUAAUCGGAAAGCCUCAACAUCAAAGGGUAUGCUACAAAAUCACAAACUCGAAACCUGUGCAGAAUGCGUGGAACGCACUGCAGAAUGGAAAUGUCGUCAGUGUGAGGCUCUUUACUGUGGCCAGUGUUUCACAAAGGUUCAUAAAGCAGCUAGAGCACUGUCAAACCACCAGAAAUCUCCAUUAGAUGAAACAUAUCAUCAUUCUGUAUUUGAGACAUUAAUCUGUAAAGACCACAAAUCACAUAAAUUAGAAUUCUUCUGCAGAAAUUGCAGUGAAUUGGUUUGUUCACAUUGCGUCAUCUGUCUUCACCAAGGACAUGAUGUCAUCACAAAGAAGCAGAGGAAUGAGGAGAAUUUGCCUGAGCUUGAUAAUGCAAGAGACAAGGCUGUUGAAGUAAUGAAGAGGUUACUGCACACACAGAAGAAACUGGGGGACGUUUUAUUAGUACCUACAGCAAACAAGAAGUUAACGCCAGUGGAACAAUUGGUGACACGACACUUCAUGUACCUUCAUGGUUCGCUGCAGCUGUUGGAACAGAAGCUGAUGGACAGGCUGAUGCGAGCCAAGACUGAAAACUCAAACAGAUUGGAGUUAUUAGUGGACGAACUAGACUCGAACAUAAAACAUGUACGUGAGGUACUACAAGAAGCGGCUGCUGCUAGAGAUCCGUCAAAUUUAGACAAAGUCGAAGUGUUGGAAAUUACCGAGAGACUUUUGGCUGUCCAGCAGCUUCCCAGUCAUCUUGUGACUACUGACGGAACCAGCGCUGAUAUUUCAGUCAGAUUCACUGUGGAUGAAUCAUUCUUGGCUGAGAUAGAUAACCACUGUCAGUUGGAGAUAAAUGUCGAUACUUCGUAUUGCAUCGUAAAAAGCAAAGACUUGCCAGAAGAUUUUGUCGUAGAGCCAGUUUAUGAGGACUCUGAAAACGACGCAGCUAUGUCAGUUAGUUCCUGCACUUCUGAAGCCACGUCAUACGUAGAACAGGCUGAUCCCGACCAAAAGUGCCAUACCGCAAGCAGUAUUUCGAGUACAGAUGCAAGAUUUUCAGGAAAUAUUAUCAAAGGCAGCUCAGACAUUGUGACGGUGUGUCAUUUACGUGACCCAUCGAGUUUUUAUGUUCAUCGUGCAGGAGAUGCUGCCACACUUGCGAAUCUUUGUAAACAGCUCAGCAAACAUGCGCACACUUUCAACACACCUCCAGAGUCUGUGCUUAAAAAUGGUCUGUAUAUAGUGCAGUAUCAGGUUGAUGGAAAGUGGUAUCGAGCACGUGUUCAAGAUAAACGGCCUUCAUCGCCUGAGAACACAACGGACGAUUUGCUGGAGAUUCUCUACAUUGACUAUGGGAACACUGAAGUCGUUCCUUGCACAAAGCUUCGCUGCAUUCCACCAAGAUUUGCUCAUACACCAGCAAUGGCUCUCCAUUGCUCACUGUUUGAUUUGGCUCCGUCAAAUGACAAGUGGUCACAGGAAGCUGUUAGAACAUUUGCAGUGAUGGUGAAUGGUCACCGUGUAAAAAUGGUUGUAAUGGAGCACAGUGCUAACACAUACCAGGUUGACCUGUGUCAGGUCCCUGGAGAUGCCCAGGAUAGCGAUGUUCCUGUCUCAGUUCGAGAUGCCCUGGUAUUCCUAGAGUACGCUCACUUCAAAGCCGAAACGAAGCAAACGGUCACCCUAGCUCAGAGAACUAGUAAUUACUUCCAGAAAGACCAUUUUAAAAUGGGAGAAGUUAUGGAUGUUGUUGUGAGCCAUGUUGAAUCACCUCACAAUUUCUAUGUACAAAGGCUUGGAGAACACGCUCAAUACCUGACAUCUGUAAUGAAGGAUAUGAACAGAGAGUAUGCAAAGGCUGGAAACAAAGGACUUGUAUAUACCCCUUAUGUCGGCAUGACAUGUGCAGCUCAAUACAGUGUAGAUAAGAAUUGGUAUCGGGCCAAGAUCAUAGAUCUUCCAGGCAACAAGAUGUUAGAAGUGUUUUAUGUAGACUACGGCAAUCAGGAAGUCGUGCCUUGGAACCAGAUUCGAAAACUACACACGAGAUUCCUGCGUAUAGCCGCACAGGCUGUUCACUGCUCUCUGAGUGAUGUUGUACCAAAUCAGGAGCACUGGGUGCCUGGUGUAAGGGAGCACAUAAUAAAGGUGACAGCCAAAAAGGUUCUUCGCUUGUAUGUAGAUGAGGUGCAGCGACACCAGCUGAAAGUGACACUGUAUGAAUCACUGUCUGAUGUCGAUUUGUGCGUCAAUGCUCUUCUGGUUAGAGAUGGUUUUGCUACCAGUGUAGGAGUAAGUUCCAGUUUGGUGGAGUACCAUAAACUUGAUGGUCUGACACUUCCUCCAUUACCUUGUAACUCUAAGCAAAUGCAACCAAAAUUCACCAAAAAUAAACCAAUUGCAAAUGUGAAGGCUCAGCAUGUGGAUGGUGGUGCUAGAGAUGUGAGCGUAUCUGAACAAAAUGGAGCAGAUAAGUCUGAAACAGUGGAGGACCCAUUUCGCUUGGAAGUGAAAGUCUUGAGCUGCCUUUCACCCAGUUGUAUCUACGUGACACUUGCUAGUCAGGAAGAACAAAUAAAGAACUUAAUGUGCGAGCUUCAGGAGUACUAUGAAACUUGCCGCUCUCAUGUGGAUAAGUGGGAAGUGAACAACAAAUGUUCCGCCUUUAGUGCACGGUACAAGCAGUGGUACAGGGCUAUUAUUGUGGAGCUGCUUCCAAAUGAGCAAGCUAAGGUGUUCUUAAAGGAUUUUGCUGAGGUAGAAGUAGUUCCACUGGUAAAUUUGCAGCUUCUUGAGCCACAAUUUUUGGGCAUACGCGAUGGUGCAAUUAAAUGUCACUUAGCGGGAAUAUAUGCUGCGGGAGACAAAAGAGAAUGGCCGUGUCUGGCAUGUGAAUUCCUUGCUGAACAAAUUGCCAAAUAUUCAAACAUCUACAUCACUAAAAAGGGUGACAUAGAAAAUUUUUCACUGCCUGUGGAUCUGUGGGUAAAAUGGGUGAAGCAAGGCGGACCCUUAGAACCAACUCAGGAGGAAUGGCUCACGCUAAAUAAGAAAUUAGCAGAACAGGGCCUUGCCAUUCCUAUCAGAAGAGAAUCUGAAGUUGAAAGCAUUCCUUCAUUACACGUACUUAAAGAACUGGAUGAACAAAGCCAAAGAGCAAAUGAGAAAAUUGUUGCACACUCGUUACAGCCGUCUGUUAAGAUGGAUUGCGGGCAGAACGAUGAAGUGCCUCCAUGUGUCAGCUGUGACGACAGCUUCAGCGAUGCUGAGGACGGGACUGGAGACGAGCAAGAGGAGCAGCCUCUGUCUCUUGCACAGUCCGACUGGCUCCCCCCAGUACCAGUCACUAAGAAGGAGUUCAUCGCUGCACCUACAUAUGUAGAUGAUGACUGCUUUAUUUAUCUUUAUGACAUGGAGAAAAGUGCUGAUACUCUUACUGUCAUUGGAAAUGCACUCCAUUCACGCUUCAAAAACUCUCAACCUAAACCUCAUGAUCAGUAUUGGUUUCCAGGCCAACUGUGUAUUGUACAGUAUCACUCCGAUAAGAAGUGGUAUCGUGGCAAAGUAGUCGGGGUGAAUGAAAACCGAACGGUUAAAGUUAUGUUUGUCGACUAUGGUAAUACUGAAGAAUGCAAAGCGUCAGAAAUGCGUAAGAAUGUGUAUAUGGGUCAUAUUCCAGUUCAGUGUUAUAAAUGCAAGUUAGAGGGAAUUAAGCCGGCUUCAGAGGAUGGCAAAUGGCCUGUGUCAACGUUGGACUUCAUCCAUGUAACCAUUGUAGAAAAACAGUGCCAUGUCACUGUGAAGCAGGAACCCAGAAUAGGUCAGCCUCUUCUGAUUUCUUUGAUUGGGCCUGGUGGUAUAAAUAUCACAGAACUCCUUGUGAGCAUGCAAUUUGCGAUAUACACCAGUCCACCUGAAAUUUACGUGAAACCUGACUCUGAAACUGGUACGUUAGAUGAAGAGACAAGCGUUAUCAUUGAAGAUGAGGAAGAGACUGAAGAUCAUGUUGAAGAUGAAGAGGCUGAAGUUAUUAUUGAAGAUGAGCAAGAGACUGAAAACAUUGUUUUUGGUGAGGAAGAAAUUCAAGAUGAAGUUGAAUACGAAGAAACUGAAGUUUCAAAUGGAGAGGCUGGAAACAAUGAAAGGAAUAUUAGUGAUAUGAAAUCCCCAGAAUUAGACGUGUCUGUACAGUGGAAUGAUCUCAUAGAUCAAGAAGAAGGAAAACAGGUUCCCAAGAAAUCUACAGGAAAGGAUCUAUGUUAUAAGCAUUUGAAGUUACCAGACAGUGAUUCCAUUGCUGUGGAGGUGACAGCCAUUUUGUCUGCUACUGAAAUGAUUAUACAUCCUUGCAAAGUAAAGGGCUCUGAGCUGCUGAAAAUGAAGGAGGAAUUUGAGAGACUUUCAGAGAAUUUGCAAGAACAUGCACAAUCUCAGCCAUUAGUCAGCAAGCCAUAUAUAGGACAGCCGUGUUGCGCUCGGUACACUGCAGAUGAUCAGUGGUACAGGGCUGUUGUUCUUGCCGUAGAAUUCAAAGGGACUGAACAGAAAUUUCUGAAAAUCCAGUUUGUGGAUUAUGGAAAUGUAGAAUACCAACCCAUUGAUAAAGUACAUGUACUGAAGCCCGAGUGGACUGCCGUGCCAGUGCAGGGUCUUCGUUGUCAGAUGUGGCAUAUUCAGACACCACAUGAUUGUGAUCCAGAAGUGCUGUUCCCCAAGCUGAUGGAAUUUCUCUUUGAUCCACCACUAUUAGCCAGGAUAAAGACUCGACAGCCAUCAUUAGAAGUGGAAUUGUUCACAAUUGAUGGAUCUGCAUUAAUACUGCAGCCUCUAGUGGAUGCAGGCCUGCUCAUAGCAGAAGAGGAGAAGAAGUGUGCCCUGUAGUGCACUACCUUAUACUUUUUGCAUUUCUGUAAAGUUAAAAAUGAAGAGAUGUGUACCACUGCCCCAUCACACAUCAUUCAACUCCAUGUUUUGCUAAAGUGUGACGCAUUUAUGUGGUAUUUGGCCAAAACAUAAUAACUGCAAAAUUACAACUUUCCAGGAGUAUUUUUAAAGUUUCAGUGAUUAUGACAAAUCAGAUAUUUGUAUUACACAAAUGAAAGAGCAACCAAGAUUCAGUCAAUACUCAUACUUGUCUCAAAAUGGCCAUUUUUCAGUAAUGAGGUUUUGACCGAACACCACAGAAUUAAAAGUACAAUAGGGGGCAGCAGGAAAAAUACCACAAAUUAAUCUUACUGAAUUUUGAUAAUGUUAAUUUCAUGUUAAGUUACACAUAAUUCCAGAUUAUUUCUGUUUGUGCCCUAAAAAUUUCAUUGACAAACUUUGUGUCAUGAUUAAAUUAAUAGGUUUUAUUUCAUUCUUUGUUAAUUUUUAAUUAUUAUGUCACACAAAGCAUUGAAAGUACAAGGGCUAAGAUCAGUUUUGAACAUGCAACAAAAUAUUUUUCUGUUACGUAUUAACGCUGCGUGCUCUUGGCAAUUUGUUCUUUCAGGACAAGGAUACUCUGACGUUGUUCAGGUGGUAGCAUUGCAAUCUGUUCAUCUGAUAACUGCAAGACUUGCAUGAUGAGUGCAGCCUGAAAAGAAAAUAUUUUUGUGAUUAAUGUCUUAUCUGGAAUUAAAAACUCCAGAUAAGACUAAGACAACAUACAUAUAUUAAUUCCUUUACUAGGUAGUCUAUGUAAAUUACAUGAGAAAGAACAGGACACUGAAGAAACAAAUGUACAAGCAUUGUAAGCACUACCAAUUUCAAUGUAUUAUUUUGGUUCUAUAAAUAUAAUUAUUUAAAGUAAUAAUUGGAAAAUCUCCCCAGAAA
Messenger RNA from Zootermopsis nevadensis, 6454 nucleotides. It is a transcript of the gene qin, whose product is annotated as tudor domain-containing protein qin. The record is from RefSeq and is a predicted model, not a curated record. Lineage: Eukaryota; Metazoa; Arthropoda; Insecta; Blattodea; Termopsidae. Gene Ontology annotation, molecular function: zinc ion binding.